Molecule: messenger RNA, 2476 nt
Organism: Cololabis saira (Pacific saury)
Lineage: Eukaryota; Metazoa; Chordata; Actinopteri; Beloniformes; Belonidae
Gene: drd2a
Product: dopamine receptor D2a
Exons: 8
Coding region: 411-1814 (467 amino acids)
Biological process (GO): adenylate cyclase-inhibiting dopamine receptor signaling pathway; adenylate cyclase-activating adrenergic receptor signaling pathway
Cellular component (GO): glutamatergic synapse; presynaptic membrane
Molecular function (GO): dopamine neurotransmitter receptor activity, coupled via Gi/Go; G protein-coupled receptor activity
Source: RefSeq, a predicted model, not a curated record
GCGUGCGUAAAGCUCCUGGACACCAUGAGGACACCGCACACUUUCCCAUUCUGGUGCACUUCUGUAAAGAGCGAAGCUGAAAGGAACCAGAGCUCAGAUUACCUUUGAUUUAAAUAGCAAAGCGGAAAAAAUACAAUUAAAUCAUUUUGGCUGCAUUUUAAAUUUUUAUGUAGGCAAUAUUCCGUUUCUUAGUCGCGCGUCUUUUUUCGUACCAUCUUGUACUGAUGCCUUGCGCCAGAGUUGCCGUAUAACGACCCCGGUUCAUGUAUGAAGAGUAAACAAUGUGCAAAGCACAUAAAGGAUAUAGUGGGAGCUAAAUGUGGACACUGGAUUUAAUUGCCUGAAACACAAGGAUUCAGUCAAACUUAUGGCGUGAAGGGCCCCUUCUUGGCCUCCAUCCCUCACAGCUAAUGGAUGUCUUUACCCAGUAUGCCUACAAUGACAGUUUCUACGAUAAUGGAACAUGGACCCUCAACAAAACAGAACAAGAGCAGAGGCACACUUACAACUACUACGCCAUGCUUCUUACUCUGCUCAUCUUUGUCAUCGUCUUUGGCAAUGUGCUGGUGUGCAUGGCUGUGUCCAGGGAAAAGGCUUUGCAGACCACCACCAACUACUUGAUUGUCAGCUUGGCUGUCGCUGACCUUUUAGUUGCCACACUGGUUAUGCCCUGGGUCGUCUACUUAGAGGUUGUGGGAGAGUGGCGUUUCAGCAAGAUCCACUGUGACAUUUUUGUCACUCUCGAUGUGAUGAUGUGUACAGCCAGCAUCCUUAAUCUUUGUGCCAUCAGUAUUGACCGAUACACAGCAGUCGCGAUGCCAAUGCUGUACAACACGCGCUACAGUUCCAAGAGAAGAGUCACAGUCAUGAUCUCUGUGGUGUGGGUCCUGUCUUUUGCCAUAUCCUGCCCCCUGUUGUUUGGCCUUAAUAACACAGCUACUCGUGAUGAGUCCCUCUGUGUGAUCGCCAAUCCAGCCUUUGUGGUAUACUCCUCCAUUGUGUCCUUCUACGUGCCCUUCAUCAUUACCCUGCUGGUUUAUGUGCAGAUUUAUGUGGUCCUGAGGAAGCGACGGAAGCGCGUAAACACAAAACCAAAGCAGCAUGUCCGUCAGGCUGCUGACACUGACUUGGUCACUUCACUGAAGGAUAAGUGUACUCAUCCAGAGGAUGUGAAGUUGUGCACCAUGAUUGUAAAAUCUAAUGGGAAUUUUCCUGUCAACAAGAAGAAAGUGAUUUUCAUCAAAGAAGUGGCCAAUGAAGGGGAAGAUCUGGAGCUGGAUGAGCUGAACAACAGUGGCAGCAGCCAGAAGCAAAGGCAACAGAUGCAGAGUGCUCUUGGAGACACUCCGGCCACCAGCCACCAGCAGCUGAUGCCUAACAAGGCCAACGCCAGCCCCACUUCCACACCUCCUACACCCCCUGAGGAGGGCCAGAAAGCUGAAAGGAAUGGAGAUCCCAAGGAGAGCCUGGCUAAUCCAGCACCCGCCGUAGCUAGAGCCUUUCAGACACAGGCCUUACCUAAUGGCAAGACUCAGACUUCAGUGAAAUCCCUGAGCAAGAGAAAGAUCUCUCAGCAGAAGGAGAAGAAAGCGACUCAGAUGUUAGCCAUUGUCCUUGGUGUGUUCAUCAUAUGUUGGCUGCCAUUUUUCAUCACACAUAUCUUGAACACCCAUUGCACCAAAUGCAAGGUUCCUGCCGAGAUGUAUAACGCCUUCACUUGGCUGGGCUACGUGAAUAGUGCUAUAAAUCCCAUCAUAUACACCACUUUUAACAUCGAGUUCAGGAAAGCUUUCAUUAAGAUCUUGCACUGCUAAGCGGACAGCUCCCUCGCUGAUCAGACUGAGGGAGAAGUGAGGAAUAAAGGGUUGGGCCGUCUUCGGCAAAUACCUCAUCCUGUUAAGGAAAAAUGCACCACAUGGGGAAACUGCAAUCUGCUUCUCGGAGCUACGGAGUAAAGUGACUGAAAAACUGACAUUGUCUUCUUUAAAAGGCAUGUUGGCUCUGUAUGUGAUUUGUUGUGGAUUACUAUUAUCCAAAUCAUUGAAUGUAAAACAAGAAAAGUCUGUACCAGUGGAGAGGGAAAAAAAACAGUAAUAACAUUGUUCUCUAAAAUCAUUGUGCUUGUUACAUAAAGUACCAUCUGUGAAUACCACACACGGAAGCUGCAAACUGCUAUUUAUUGUGUGUGUGUUUUAUGUUUUGAUGAUUCAGAAAAUGUUAAAGAUACAGUGUUCGAUGCAGUGUUAAAACUGAAGCGUCAGCUCUUAUUCUUGAAAUCUAUCUAUCAAUGAUCGGAAUGUCUGUCAAAGAAAGGAUUUAAUUGUUGUACAAUGUGGCAAUGCCAAUAUCUGCAUUUUUCAGUUUUAUAAAUGAUUAAAUCUACAUCAAUAUUAUUCUAAUUGCUAUUAUCAUUAUUUGUUGUACUGUACAUAGGUUUUCUUGACAUAUUAACUGUGAUUAUAUGCUUGCAAUGGAA